AUGCCGGGACACAGGUGCAUCGUACCAGGAUGUAAAUCUGGUUACGACUCCUGUGUCAAUAAAUACCAUUUUUUCACUGUCCCAAAAGAUCUGGCUAAACUUGAACUAUGGAAAAAAGCUAUACCGAGGAAAGAAUUUGUAUUUAAACCAAGGCAAGUGGUUUGUGAAUUACAUUUUCACGAAGAAGAUAUAAUAAGGACAAAAAAAAUUACAGACAUAAAUGGGAAAAUUGUCGUAGAGGUAUUGUACCGCUAA
This is a messenger RNA of Macrosiphum euphorbiae (potato aphid), 255 nucleotides long. Lineage: Eukaryota; Metazoa; Arthropoda; Insecta; Hemiptera; Aphididae. The record is from the annotation of a GenBank genome assembly.